UCAGAUGUGUUUAUCACGCGCACAAAACUAACGUUAAGAUGAUAUUUUAAUACAUAUUUUUACUUCAAAUAGUAAAGUCGUUGCAUAUUCAUCGAUUUUUGAAUUUUUUUUAACUGACAUUUAGUGAAUGAAAUAAUGAUUUAUGUAUUAGUCAAUGUAAUGAAACCUUUAACGUUAACGAUAUGUGUUUUAAUAGUAUCAGUGGUGAUUUCGACUGCGGACUCAAAUUCUACACGAUACAAAAGGCAAUGGACUUGGUCGAGUAACAACAAACCCCUUAGAAAUGAUAAAAACAAUUUAUUACGUACAUCAACUCCGAUGCCAAUAACAACUACCACAGCAACUACAGAAGACCCUUGCAAAUACAAUCCGGUUAAGCCGGAUUUCAGAAAACCAGGCCGCCGUAUAAGUGAAGCUAAAUGUCUUGAAUAUGUAUGGGAGAGACAAAAUAGAGAAAAUCAGAAAAAGAAAGAAGAAGAAUGCAAACAAAAACGACUCGAGAACGGAAUAUUUGGAAUUUCGGCAAUAGGGGGGAGGAUCACAGCACCUGGUGAAUUCCCACAUAUGGGUGCUCUGGGAUGGAGGGUUAUACAAGGCACGUGGGUAUUCAGGUGCGGAUGCACGCUCAUCAGCUCGAAGUACACGCUCACCGCCGCGCACUGCUCCAAGUCUCCGCUCGAUACGAACUUAGUCAGUCAAGUGCCUGAAAUCAUCAGGCUCGGCGAUAAGAACAUUAUUGACGAAAUUUCAAACGGUCAAGAACCAAUUGACGCCAAAAUACUUCGAAUCAUAAUACAUCCAUCGUAUUCAGCACCAAAAAAAUACUUUGACAUAGCUCUAGUAGAAUUAACCGAACCUCAACAAUUUACGAGUUACAUACAACCAGCCUGCCUCUGGAAUCGAUUUAAUACAGAUAAAUUGGGAACAUCAGCAACCCUUACUGGAUGGGGAGUCAUUGAGACAGCCAGCAGGAAAGUAUCUCCUGAACUCCAGGCUGCCGUAGUCGAUAUAAUAGACCCAUGGCUAUGCGAUUCACUACUGCGGCCGUCCUGCAACCGACACUGGUGUGGCAUUAAGGACCAUCAGAUAUGUGCGGGGAAACUUGAAGGUGGAGUUGAUGCGUGUCAGGGUGACUCAGGCGGACCACUUCAAGUGAAGAUAAACCUGCCUCCGUCUGAAGAAGGUUCCAUGCAUUUCGUGAUAGGCGUUACAUCUUUCGGCAUCGGGUGCGCGCGCCCCAACCUGCCGGGCGUCUACACGCGCGUGUAUAGCUUCGUCGACUGGAUCGAGAGCAUUGUGUGGCCGGGAAAUUAGAUUAAAUAUAAUAUUGUAUCUUGUUUUCUUCCUUGACACCAACAUGCUCGUAAUCAAACGCUAUAUAUCUAUAUAUAGAAGGACAUAUCUUUAUAUAGGGGAGAUAAAAACCCCUACAUGUAUUUUUUAG
This is a messenger RNA of Melitaea cinxia (Glanville fritillary), 1444 nucleotides long. RefSeq names its product serine protease snake-like. NCBI's taxonomy places the organism in Eukaryota, Metazoa, Arthropoda, Insecta, Lepidoptera, Nymphalidae. The transcript is spliced from 11 exons. Bases 136 to 1314 code for a protein of 392 amino acids. Gene Ontology annotation, biological process: proteolysis. The record is from RefSeq and is a predicted model, not a curated record. Gene Ontology annotation, molecular function: serine-type endopeptidase activity.